This is a messenger RNA of Coccomyxa subellipsoidea C-169, 288 nucleotides long. RefSeq lists its product as hypothetical. The transcript is spliced from 3 exons. The record is from RefSeq and is a predicted model, not a curated record. Bases 1 to 288 code for a protein of 95 amino acids. NCBI's taxonomy places the organism in Eukaryota, Viridiplantae, Chlorophyta, Trebouxiophyceae, Coccomyxaceae.
AUGCAUCCCAGAACGCAGACAAGUAUCAACUGCCAAAAAGGACUGCAGGCUGCUUGUGGAUGUAUGUCGGUCCAGCCAUUUGCUGUCAUUGUAAAGACUGCCCAGAUCCUUGCAAUAACAGCGCUUCUCGGUGAAACAAGCAAGGGGGGUACCCAAUGCCCCACAAUGCUUGCCGCCACCUGUAUUGCUAAGCUACUACACAGAGCACAGCUGAGUGGUUUGCAAAGGCACACCUGGACUGGCAGGUGUUCAAGGAGCUGCAAUCAGGUGAAAACUGCAGGAGGUUAG